Molecule: messenger RNA, 837 nt
Organism: Seminavis robusta
Lineage: Eukaryota; Bacillariophyta; Bacillariophyceae; Naviculales; Naviculaceae
Source: the annotation of a GenBank genome assembly
AUGGCUUCCACCAACAAACCUCUCAAAUCCGCGGCCUGGACAGCCUACAAGCGAAGCUACCGCAAGAAGGACAAGCCGGAUGGGUACAUUGAGGUGUUCCGCAAAAUCAAGGCCGCCUUUGGCUGUGACAAGGUGUUGUAUCCAGGAUGCCACCGUCAUCUCUCCGCCUCGCUGGUGUGGCCGCAUGUGGACUAUGUGGAUUCCGACCGCAAAGUGGCUGAUGUCUACGAGGAUGACGUUUGUCGCCAAUGGGUUAUGGAAAAUGCGGGAUACGAGUCGUCUCCCGCAUACACGUUCACCUGUGCCGAUUUUACGAAACCCUUGCCCAAGGGCAAAUUCAAGAAAGAUUCCUACGACUGCCUCAUUUCUUUGAGCGCGGGUGUCGUGUCCACCGCCUGUGUCCCCUAUCUGACCCCUGGCGAAGGACUGCUCCUCGUCGAUGAUUCCCAUUCGGAUGCCAAGAUUGCCUUUAUGGAUGAACGGUUGGAACUAGUGGGUGCUGUGGUGGUUCCAAAAGGCGACGGUGAUGAGGUGGCGGUUUUAGAGGUGGUCACCAGUCCUGAAAGACUGGACCGAUAUUUCCGAACCAAGGCGAAGGGAAAUCCACAUAUCACCCAAGCCCAAGCGGAGGAAGCUAUCCGGAUUGGUUCCGUGGCCAAACGUUCCUUUCGCGUGUUGGAGGAUGCCUUUGUCUACAUCUUUCGUCGUCGUCGAGGAGAAUCGCAAGAUGAAAACGCCGCCAACGAGGAGGCAGCCAAUGAAAAGGUUGACGACAAAGAGAAGAAGCGUGGAAGCAUCGACGACACCGAGUCGAAACCAAAGAGGAGUAAACGUUGA